Suricata suricatta (meerkat) is the source of this 1516-nucleotide messenger RNA. RefSeq names its product MEF2 activating motif and SAP domain containing transcriptional regulator (gene MAMSTR). The transcript has 9 exons. Gene Ontology annotation, molecular function: transcription coregulator activity. NCBI's taxonomy places the organism in Eukaryota, Metazoa, Chordata, Mammalia, Carnivora, Herpestidae. Gene Ontology annotation, biological process: regulation of transcription by RNA polymerase II. The record is from RefSeq and is a predicted model, not a curated record. Bases 147 to 1232 code for a protein of 361 amino acids. Gene Ontology annotation, cellular component: nucleus.
CCUGGGGACUCAGCCCGCUCCGGAGCACUACUGGCCGGAGCCCACCUGUCCUCCAGCUUCGGAUCCACAGACGGUAUCAGGACCCAAGCGUCUUGGGGUCCCUCACCACCUCUCCAGUCUUGGAUCCAGAUCCAUGGGUCUCGGCUAUGGGCCCUGCUCUGGCCCCAGCCUCGCCCUCGGGUCCCACUCCUUUCUUCUUCAGUCCUGGGGACCUGCUGCCUGAAUCAGAAUAUGGCCCUUGGAAGUCUCUGAAGGAGUCUCCCAAGAUCUCCCAACACUGGGGAGAGCCCAAGCCAAAGGGGAACUUGACAUACCACCAAUACAUGCCCCCAGGGCCAAGACAAGAGUCCAGGGUUAACCCUCAGGCCAAAAUGUUGGCUCUGCAUCCCCCUGGACCACCUCGGUGGGAAGGGACAAACUCACAGAGGCCACCUCCUAGGAUGAAGCCCAUCCCCCUCACUCCCUCCCCUCCCGGAGCCCCCAGCCCUUCACCCUCUCCACACAAGUUGGAACUUCAGACCCUGAAACUGGAGGAGCUGACGGUCUCAGAGCUCCGGCAGCAGCUGCGCCUGCGGGGCCUCCCGGUGUCGGGGACUAAGUCGAUGCUCCUGGAGCGCAUGCGCGGCGGCGUCCAGCCCCGCGAGCGGCCGAAGCCGCGGCGCGAGGACAGUCCCGCGGACGCUCCCUGGCCGCGCCUCCGGCCCAAGGCUCUGGGAGCGGUCCGGCGGCCGGGCUCGCUCAAGUCAGGGAGGCCCUCUCACUCUCCGCUUCCUCUACGUGCGGAGGAAACCCCGGCCACUGCUCCGGCUCCGGCGCUGACCCCUGCCUCGGCACCAUCCACAGCGGCCCUGAGUCUGGAGGAGGAGCUGCAGGAAGCCAUCCGCAGGGCGCAGUUGCUUCCGAACCGGGACAUUGAUGACAUCCUGGAGGAUCAGAUGGAGCCCGAUGACCAGCUUCCCCCCAUCCCCCUGGACUUCCCAGGCUCCUUCGACGUGCUGUCCCCCUCCCCAGACUCUGAAGGCCUCUCAUCUGUCUUCUCCUCCUCGCUCCCGUCCCCCACAAACUCCUCGUCACUCUCUCCCAGGUGCCCCACGGAUUCCUUGGACUGGCUGGAGGCUCUGAGUGGGGGUCCCCUGCUAGGCUGUGGUCCCCCAGCCCCCAGCAUCUUCUCUGCUGACUUAUGUGACCCCAGUGGCACCCAGCUGUGGGACUUGCUGGAAGAUGCGUGGUGAUGAAUUCUGGGGUUUCCAGGGAGGGGGAAUUGAUGGGGAUGGGAAGGUCACAGAGGCGGACUCCCAAGGGAGGGCUGGGACAACCAGCAGAGCCCCUCCCACUACAGACACAGAAUCAGAGAACACUCUUCUCCCCACCUGGCCCCCGAACGACCCCCAACAUGUCAUCUGCCGGACUCUUACCUGCCUGACCUCCAUUUGAUCCCCUCCAUGGCUGUUUGGAUGGUGUCACUUGCUGCCGGCCACGGCAAACAAGCUACCUGCUGCUUCCUUCAGAGACCUCA